Messenger RNA from Suncus etruscus (white-toothed pygmy shrew), 4546 nucleotides. RefSeq names its product microtubule associated serine/threonine kinase 3 (gene MAST3). Gene Ontology annotation, biological process: peptidyl-serine phosphorylation; intracellular signal transduction. NCBI's taxonomy places the organism in Eukaryota, Metazoa, Chordata, Mammalia, Eulipotyphla, Soricidae. The record is from RefSeq and is a predicted model, not a curated record. Bases 183 to 4082 code for a protein of 1299 amino acids. The transcript has 26 exons. Gene Ontology annotation, molecular function: magnesium ion binding; ATP binding; protein binding.
CUUCCGCGUGCAGGCCACGCCCCCCGCCCUCCGAGGCGGGGCUCCGAACCGAGCCGCGGGCUCCUACCCGACCGCGCCGCGCAGCGCCGCGCGCCCCCAGCCUGGCUCCGCGGGGCUCCCCGGGCCGUUCCCGCCGCCGCGGUGGGCGCUCCCGGGUCCCCGGCGGCACCAAGGGCGGCGGCAUGUCCGACCCCAGCUACUGGACGGCCGUGGCGGCCCCCGGGCACCGGAGCCGCCUGGCCAAGGGCGCGCUGCUGCAGCGGUCCAAGAGCUGCCGCAGCGGGAACCGCAAGAGCCUCGUUGUCGGGACCCCGUCACCCACCCUCUCCAGGCCCCUGUCUCCGCUGUCUGUCCCAACUGGUAGCAGCCCUUUGGACAGUCCCCGGAACUUCUCGGCGGUGUCUGCCCUCAACUUCCCCUUUGCUCGAAGGGCGGACGGCAGAAGAUGGUCCCUUGCAUCCCUCCCAUCUUCCGGCUAUGGAACCAACACGCCCAGCUCCACUGUCUCGUCAAGCUCAUCCUCCCGCGAGCGCCUCCACCAGCUCCCGUUCCAGCCAACGCCCGACGAGCUGCGCUUCCUGUCCAAGCAUUUCCGCAGCUCCGAAUGUGUCCUGGACGAGGAGGGUGGCCGCUCCCCGCGCCUGCGUCCACGCUCCAGGAGCCUCAGCCCAGGCCGGGCCACUGGGACUUUCGACAACGAGAUCGUCAUGAUGAACCACGUGUACCGGGAGCGCUUCCCCAAGGCCACGGCGCAGAUGGAAGGCCGCCUGCAGGAGUUCCUGGCCGCCUUCGAGCCCGGAGACCUGCUGGCCCUGGCCGACGGUGUCCUGGGCUUCAUCCACCACCAGAUCGUCGAGUUGGCCCGCGACUGCCUGGCCAAGUCCCGCGAGGCCCUCAUCACUUCCCGCUACUUCCUGGAGAUGCAGGAGAAGCUGGAGCGGCUGCUGCUGGAUGCCCAUGAGCGCUCAGACAGCGAGGAGGUAGGCUUCGUAGUCCAGUUGGUCCGAAAGCUUCUGAUCAUCAUUUCGAGGCCUGCCAGACUCCUGGAGUGCCUGGAAUUUGACCCUGAGGAGUUUUACCACCUGCUGGAGGCCGCGGAGGGCCAGGCCCGAGAAGGGCAGGGCAUCAAGACAGACUUGCCCCGGUACAUCAUCGGGCAGCUGGGCCUGGCCAAGGACCCGUUGGAAGAGAUGGUGCCUCUGGGUCACCUGGAUGACAGCAGUGGCGGACAGGCCCCAGCCCCCGAGUCCCCCGAGAACCGGGCGCUGGUCGGCCAGUGUCGGAGGAAACCCUGUGAGAAUGACUUUGAGACCAUCAAACUCAUCAGCAACGGGGCCUACGGCGCCGUCUACCUGGUGCGGCACCGCGAGACCCGCCAACGCUUCGCCAUCAAAAAGAUCAACAAGCAGAACCUGAUCCUGCGCAACCAGAUCCAGCAAGUGUUCGUGGAGCGCGACAUCCUCACCUUCGCCGAGAACCCCUUCGUGGUCAGCAUGUUCUGCUCCUUCGAGACCAAGCGGCACCUCUGCAUGGUCAUGGAGUACGUGGAAGGCGGCGACUGCGCCACGCUGCUCAAGAACAUGGGCCCGCUGCCCGUGGACAUGGCGCGCAUGUACUUCGCCGAGACGGUGCUGGCGCUGGAGUACUUGCACAACUACGGCAUCGUCCACCGGGACCUCAAGCCCGACAACCUGCUCAUCACCUCGCUGGGCCACAUCAAGCUGACGGACUUCGGCCUGUCCAAGAUCGGGCUCAUGAGCAUGGCCACCAACCUGUACGAGGACCACAUCGAGAAGGACACCCGAGAGUUCGUGGACAAGCAGGUGUGCGGCACCCCGGAGUACAUUGCGCCCGAGGUGAUCUUUCGCCAGGGCUACGGCAAGCCCGUGGACUGGUGGGCGAUGGGCGUCAUCCUGUAUGAGUUCCUAGUGGGCUGCGUGCCCUUCUUCGGGGACACGCCCGAGGAGCUCUUCGGCCAGGUGGUCAGCGAUGAGAUCAUGUGGCCAGAGGGGGAUGAGGCCCUGCCCGGGGAUGCCCAGGACCUCAUCACCCGGCUGCUCCGCCAGAACCCGCUGGACCGUCUGGGCACUGGUGGCACCCCCGAGGUGAAGCAGCACCCCUUCUUCCGCUUGCUGGAUUGGGCCGGGCUCCUGAGGCACAAGGCGGAGUUUGUGCCACAGCUGGAGGCGGAGGACGACACCAGCUACUUUGACACACGCUCUGAGAGGUACCGGCACGUGGGCUCCGAGGAUGAGGAGACCAAUGAUGAGGAGGCGUCCGCCGACAUCCCCCAGUUCUCCUCCUGCUCCCACCGCUUCAGCAAGGUCUACAGCAGCUCCGAGUUCCUGGCCGUCCUGCCCACCCCAAACGUGGUCGAGAGGACUCUCAGCGUGGACCGCGAGGAUCCCUGGGACCGCAGCGAGGUGGACUUGGGCCGGCGCAAGAGCAGUGCCGAGAUCCGGUUUCGUCCCAGCCCAUCCUCAGGUGCCUCAGGCCCCUCCUCCUCCUCACAGCCCGAACGGGGCCCCAGCCCGUCUUUCCUGAACACCAUCAGCCUGGACACCAUGCCCAAGUUUGCCUUCUCCUCCGAGGAUGAGGCCACGGGCCCAGCCCCGGGCGGUCCCCAAAAGCCUGUCUUUAUUCUGGGGGAUUCUGAGCCGCUCCCUGGGACCAACCCUGGGGUGUCAAAACCCUUGAACCUUUCAGCGGAAACGGCCGCUCUCAGCCAUGCCCGCCUACGGAGCAACAGCACCGGCGCCCGCCACUCCACUCCUCGGGCCAUCGACGCUGCCCGGGGCCGCCGGCUGGGUGCCCCCCGCGAUCCGGGCGGCGACAAGGCCAGGGCAGGGGCGUCAGGGGGCCGCGUGCCCAAGUCGGCGUCCGUGUCUGCCCUGUCCCUCAUCAUCACGGCAGACGACGGCAGCGGCGCCCUCAUGAGCCCCCUGUCCCCGCGCUCGCUCUCGUCCAACCCGUCAUCCCGGGACUCGUCCCCGAGCAGGGACCCGUCCCCCGUGUGCGGCCCCCUGCGCGCCCCGAUCGUCAUCCACAGCUCGGGCAAGAAGUACGGCUUCAGCCUGCGCGCCAUCCGAGUCUACAUGGGCGACAGCGACGUCUACACCGUGCACCAUGUGGUCUGGAGCGUGGAGGAUGGGAGCCCCGCCCAGGAGGCCGGGCUGCGGGCAGGGGACCUCAUCACGCAUGUCAAUGGCGAGUCGGUCCUGGGGCUGGUGCAUAUGGACGUGGUGGAGCUGCUGCUGAAGAGUGGAAGCAAGAUCACGCUGCGCACCACGGCCCUGGAGAACACGUCCAUCAAGGUGGGGCCUGCGCGCAAAAACGUGGCCAAGGGGCGCAUGGCACGGCGGAGCAAGCGCAGCCGCCGGCGGGAGACGCAGGACCGUCGCAAGUCCCUGUUUAAGAAGAUCAACAAGCAGACGUCGUCCGUCCUCCACACCAGCCGCAGCUUCUCCUCCGGCCUCCACCAGUCCCUGUCGUCCAGCGAGAGCCCUUCCGGCUCCCCGACCCACAGUCUGUCGCCCAGCCCCACCACCUCCUGCCGAAACCCCGCGCCCGACGCCCCCGCAGACACCUCGUCCCCACCCAGCGUGUCCCCGGUGUCCAGCAGCCCCGCCUCGCCCGCCACGGCCAGCCAUGCGCGGCCCAGCUCCCUGCACGGUCUGGUCAGCAAGCUGGGCCCCCCACGGCACAAGACGGGGCGCCGCAAGUCCACCAGCAGCAUCCCGCCGUCCCCGCUGGCCUGCCUGCCUGUGGCCAGCACAGCGCCCCGCGCACCCUCCCCGCUGCCCGGGCACCCCUUGGUGCCCGCCCGCUCCCCCAGGCUGCGCCGGGGCCAGUCGGCUGACAAGCUGGGCUCGGGGGAGCGGCUGGACGCCGAGUCGUCGGGGCGCCGGGGCGCGGGUGGCACCCGGGCCGGGCAGGACUCGGAGCUGGUGGUGAUGCGACGGCUUCACCUGUCGGAGCGUCGCGACUCUUUCAAGAAGCAGGAGGCCGUGCAGGAGGUGAGUUUCGAUGAGGAGCCCACAGGGUCCAACGCCAGCAGCCCGCCCCAGGCCGCCCAGGACUGAGCCCCGGCCCGGGCACCCCUGGAACGAUGGUCCACGCAAAGGGACACCUGGAUUGAUGGAGGAUGGACUUGUGGGGCCUGUGGAAGCUCCCCGACACCCAGGUCCCGCCUGGGGCCUGCAGGACAGUGCAGAUGCCGACGGCCAUUCUCCAAGUUCUGGAAGCGCCGUCCAGGCGUGCGACAGAGACAGAUGUGUUGUAAAUAGCGCUAAUGUCCCCCACCCCUGGCCAAAAAUGCCCCACGACUAAUUUAUUACUUUUUAUAAGUGACAGCCAGGCUGAUUCGAUCUGCUAAAGACACACUGUUCAGGGUCGUUCAAGCCUGGGACACCCACCCACCCACCACCACCCCAUCACCCCGUUUGACAAACUCGCCUUCCCACUCUCCACCCAGGCCCAGAAAGAAGGAAGGAAGCCUCUUUGGGCGCAGCCCCUCCUGUGUGUGUUCGUGUUUUCUGGUUGGUCU